This is a messenger RNA of Komagataella phaffii GS115, 1572 nucleotides long. Its product is annotated as Acetyl-coA hydrolase. NCBI's taxonomy places the organism in Eukaryota, Fungi, Ascomycota, Pichiomycetes, Pichiales, Pichiaceae. Gene Ontology annotation, biological process: acetate metabolic process. Gene Ontology annotation, cellular component: mitochondrion. The transcript has a single exon. Gene Ontology annotation, molecular function: acetate CoA-transferase activity; acetyl-CoA hydrolase activity. The record is from RefSeq and is a predicted model, not a curated record. Bases 1 to 1572 code for a protein of 523 amino acids.
AUGUCUUCUAUCUUGAAACAAAGAGUAAGAUACGCACCUUACCUCAAGAAGCUGCGAACCCCUGAGCAGUGUGUUGAGCUGUUUAAGGAUGGUCAAUAUCUGGGAUGGUCUGGAUUCACUGGUGUCGGUGCACCAAAGGUGAUCCCCACAGCGCUAGCCGAUCAUGUGGAGAAGAACAAACUACAAGGCAAAUUUCAAUUCCACUUGUUUGUUGGUGCCUCAGCUGGGCCUGAAGAAGGUCGUUGGGCUGAAAACAACAUGAUUCUGACAAGGGCUCCACACCAAGUCGGUAAGUCCAUAUCAAGAGGUAUCAAUGAAAACCGAAUUCAAUUCUUUGACAAACAUUUGUCCAUGUUUCCUCAGGACCUGACUUAUGGCUUCUACACUAAGGAGAAGGAGAAUGAUCUCUUAGAUUACACCAUCAUUGAGGCAACGGCGAUAACCGAAGAUGGUUCCAUUAUUCCCGGCCCUGCCGUAGGCGGUUCCCCAGAAAUGCUGUCUGUGUCCGACAAGGUUAUCAUUGAAGUUAACACCAAGACUCCAUCCUUCGAAGGUAUUCAUGAUAUCGAUCUACCUGUCAACCCUCCUUUAAGACAACCAUACCCUUAUACUUCUGUGGAUCAACGUAACGGAAGGGUAGCCAUUCCAGUAGACCCAUCUAAAGUCGUAGCUAUUGUGGAAUCCACUGAAAAUGAUAAAGUGCCACCUAACACUCCAUCCGACGCCAUGUCCAAAGCCAUUGCUGACAACCUGUUGGAAUUCUUGGAGCAUGAAGUUAAGGCUGGUCGUUUACCAGAGAACUUGCAUCCAUUGCAAUCUGGUAUCGGAAACGUUGCCAAUGCCAUCAUCGAAGGUUUAGCCGGCGGUAAUUUCAAGAACUUGUCUGUGUGGACGGAAGUUUUGCAAGACUCUUUCCUCGAUUUCUUCGAAUCCGGUAAGCUGGACUUCGCCACGGCUACUUCCAUCAGAUUGACCGAGUCUGGAUUUGAGCGUUUGUUCGAGAACUGGGACACAUACUCUCACAAGUUGUGUCUUCGUUCUCAAGUUGUCUCCAACUCCCCAGAAAUUAUUCGUCGUCUAGGUGUCAUUGCCAUGAACACUCCAGUGGAAGUUGAUAUCUAUGGACAUGCUAACUCUACCAACGUCCUGGGUUCCCGUAUGCUGAACGGUUUGGGCGGGUCCGCUGAUUUCCUUCGUAAUGCCAAGUUGUCAAUCAUGCAUACCCCAGCUGCCCGUCCUUCGAAGACCGAUCCAACUGGUGUGUCAUGUAUCGUUCCAUUUGCCUCUCAUGUUGACCAAACUGAGCAUGACUUGGAUGUAGUUGUGACCGACUAUGGUCUUGCUGAUCUGCGUGGACUGGCUCCAAAGAAGCGUGCCCAAGAGAUUAUCAAGAACUGUGCCCACCCUGACUACGUCCCUAUUCUUCAAGAGUACUAUGACCGUGCCAACUUCUACUGUCAAAAGAAGAAGUCUCUUCACGAGCCUCACAUCCUACGUGAUGCCCUGAAGAUGCAUUUGAACUUUGAAGAUUUCGGAACCAUGAAGAUCGACAACUGGGACAAGAAGUUCUAA